Diorhabda sublineata is the source of this 3666-nucleotide messenger RNA. Its product is annotated as high affinity cationic amino acid transporter 1. Gene Ontology annotation, biological process: amino acid transport; transmembrane transport. The transcript is spliced from 14 exons. Gene Ontology annotation, cellular component: plasma membrane. Lineage: Eukaryota; Metazoa; Arthropoda; Insecta; Coleoptera; Chrysomelidae. The coding region runs from base 207 to 2753 and encodes 848 amino acids. Gene Ontology annotation, molecular function: amino acid transmembrane transporter activity. The record is from RefSeq and is a predicted model, not a curated record.
AGUAGCGAGAAAGCUUCAAAAGCUCUCGCAAGUUCUAAUUUACAGGCUCAAAAAAUUUCAUUCCGGAACGUGACUAAUUCGACAUAUCAGAUUAAAAAGAAAAAAAUUGUAAAACGUAGUGAAAAUGUGCCAAUUGUUACAAUCUAGUUGUGCUGAAAGAGUGUUAAAUUUGUGAAUUUAGUCUACUGUGUCGGGUAAAAACCAAGAUGAAGCUCGGUAUGUGGGAGGUUGAUCGCGACGCGUUACGCAGAGACGGUCUAGUGCUUUUUAGUAAAUUGAUCCGCACAAAAAACGUUGACAAUUUACAAGAACAACAACCUCGAAGCGAUGACACCAAACAAAAAUUAGCAAAAUGUUUGACGACACUGGAUUUGACAUCGUUAGGUGUAGGAAGUUGCGUCGGUACAGGAAUGUAUUUAGUAGCUGGAAUGGUCGCCAAAAAUGUCGCUGGACCGGGAGUGGUAUUUAGUUUCAUAAUUGCAGCAGUUGCUAGCAUAUUUUCAGGGGCAUGUUACGCAGAAUUUGGAGUUCGAGUACCCCAUACAUCCGGUUCGGCUUAUAUGUAUUCUUACGUUACUGUGGGUGAAUUCAUAGCUUUCGUUAUAGGCUGGAAUAUGAUUCUGGAGUACCUUAUAGGUACGAGUGCUUGUGCGUGUGCUUUGAGUGCCUGUUUCGACGCCUUGGCUAAUGGAGCGAUCACCCAUGCUAUACACGAGAGUAUCGGAGAAGCGAUAGGGAGAGAUCCGGACUUUCUCGCCUUUGUAAUAACUCUUCUAAUGAUGUUGCUCCUAGCGGCAGGUGUCAAAAAAUCGUUAAUCUUUAAUAACAUCUUAAAUGUGAUCAACCUCGCAGUGUGGGUGUUUGUCAUGACGGCAGGACUUUUUUAUGUCAAUACAGAUAAUUGGACCAAACAUAAAGGAUUCCUUCCGAAAGGAUGGUCUGGGGUAUUUACUGGAGCUGCUACUUGUUUCUACGCUUUCAUUGGAUUCGAUAUAAUCGCAACUACUGGCGAAGAAGCGGCAACUCCAAAAAAAUCUAUACCUCUAGCUAUAGUUUCAAGUUUAGCAAUCAUUUUGAUAGCCUACGUUACUAGUUCCAUGAUGAUCACUUUGAUAGUCCCAUAUACUGAAGUUGAUGAAGAUUCUGCGUUAGUAGAAAUGUUUGGACAAGUUGGUGCCUACAAAUGCAAAUAUAUUGUUGCUGUUGGAGCACUUGCUGGUUUAACGGUCAGCAUGUUCGGAUCUAUGUUCCCAAUGCCAAGAAUCAUCUACGCCAUGGCCCAAGAUGGACUGAUAUUCAGAAUGUUUUCGCAAGUCUGGCCAAGUACUGGAACGCCAGUUCUUGCUACAUUUAUUAGUGGAUUAUUGGCAGCUAUAGCAGCCCUAUUUAUACGUCUGGAAAUACUUGUAGAGAUGAUGUCCAUCGGUACUCUCUUAGCCUAUACUUUAGUUUCAACUUGCGUUCUAAUUCUCCGAUAUCAACCACACUCCACCAAUCUAGUGGAGCUCCUUCCUCAAAGCUUGCGAACCCCGAUUAGAGGAUCACCUACCAAAGAAGCAUUGGAUGAGCAUCCGGACGGUAAAGCGCUAUACGGUAACCAGUUACAUCCAGCUCAACUCAAGCAAGCUAUCGACGCUUCCAUUCCUACAAUUCCAUCACCGUCUCCUCUACCACUACCUCCACAAGCUACACAACGAGUAAUGAUUCGAAGGGUAACCAGAAGUUCUCCAGAUAGUGAUGAUACUUUUGGAGGUGAUGAACCAGAUGAAGAUUUUUCAGGGCGGGACGAUCAGUUUCUUGUUUCAGAUAGAACCGAAAAUAAAUUUUACGGAACGGUACAUGGAGCCAGUAGUGCUACUAGUACUGGUGGAGUCGUUGGGGCGGCAGUUGGACCUAGUUUGGGAUACAUUGGACGAAGAAUCCAGGCAGCGACCUAUCUAUGCCCAGCCAUCUUCCCUUGGGUAGACACAGGGCCGGCAACAGAAGAAUCGGGAAUGUUUGUUAUGAAAAUGGUUGGAAACUUAUAUAUUUUGAUAAUAAUAUUUGAUCUAAUCGUUGUUUGUGGAAUGGAUAACAUGAACACCGCAACAUCGAUUUUCCUUUGGCUCUUCUUCUUCGCUAUUCUAGCAAUAUGUCUAAUGAUAUCUCGUAAACCUCAAAACAGGAAAAGUUUGAUGUUCAUGACUCCAGGCCUGCCUUUCAUUCCAGUUGUAGCAAUAACAGUGAACAUAUAUUUGAUAAUGAAGCUGUCCAUUUUAACCUUAGUUAGGUUCACGAUUUGGAUGACUUUAGGAUUUAUAAUGUAUUUUUACUAUGGUAUAAAAAACAGUACGUUAGAAGAAGGACCUGAUAGUGAUCAAAAUAUUGAAUUAACUGUCACUGAUCACGAAAAACCGAAAUAUAAUAAUAGUACGUCACCAUACGGCGAAGAUCAUAAUAUAUACAGUCAACCCCAGACUGCGUACGAAUGGGAUCCGACCAAAGCGUGGGAUCACGGUCCGGCUUGGGCUCAGCCUCCACCUCCCGCCCAGCCACAACUUUACCAGGUCGAGCAGCAUUACAACGUGAACACCAACAAUACUAAAUCGGUAAUUAAUAAAUCGAAGCCUACCACUUCGAGACCGAGUCCCAAACCUAAUUCUCAACCAGCCACCGCUCAAGGAACAACCUCUCAAUCAAACACUCAAGCAAUUGGUGCUGCUUCGAAUUUGUUCGUUAGUGAUCCGCUGGCCUACGCUAAUUGGGAUGAUUAGUAGUGUAAUUAGAGCUUCAUUAAGUUAUAUUUAGAUCUAGAAAUUGAGUACAAAGAAAAUAACUUGGCUUGAAAAAUGUGCUAUUUUCUUAAUACAGUUGUAGAAAUCCAUCGAAGUUUUCUGAAUUUCAUUUGAAACUACAGCAUAUCAUAAGAAGGGGGUAUAUAAGAAAUAACUGUUUGUAAUGCACAUAGGUAACUAUAUAGAAAAGAGAUACGAAAUUAAAUAUGAUACUAGAUGUGGCUAUCAAAUAACGAGAAUGGUGGUAUAAAACAUUUUAUUUUGAUAUAAUAUAUAUUUAUUUUCUAUCACUUUCAAUAUAUGCCCCUCAUCUAUCUUUACAUCGCCCCAUGCGAAUCUUCCAUUGUGUGAAACUGUGCAGGAAGUCUUUUUCUGUCAGUUCCUUCAGGACGCCCUUCGCAUUUUCUUUCACAUCUUCGACAGAUUCGAAUCUUGUUCAUUUCAAUGCAGAUUUGAAUCGUCACACUUAAGUUUGAAUCAUUUUCAAUCGCAUUCAGCAUCUCGGCUAGCUAUCUUGAAACGACUAAGUCACUCAAAAACACAUUGAUGAGACAUACAUUCAUUGCUAUAUACUAGUUUUGAUAAAUUAUAAGUUUCAGUUGCAGUUUUUUCCAGUGUCAUGUGAAAUUUCCCAACAAUACGUUGCUCAGCAAAACAAAAAACUAGCCACAAUACAAACCAAGGCAACGGCUACACUGGUUUGUCUACACAUACGGUAGACACCGCAUUCGAAAGAGUAGGCUUCAGGCUAAACAGCUGAUAGUCGUUAACCCUUGGCGCAUGCGUGCUUUUUCUGUUGCAACGCUAGUCUCGUUGCUUGAUAGCCACACUUCAUACACUGAAUUAAGUGAAACUAGAUCGAAUAAUACUCAAACUAAAACAUUUACGAAAA